ACACUCGGCUGCGAGGCAAGACUCCAGGACCACCACAGAAACGAAACCCCUCCUCAGAUCUGCAGGAGAUCAGAGACCAUGAGUGCAGAGACAUGAACACAUGAGUCACAGGAGCUGAAACUAAAACAAGGACUUGACUCAGAGGGAAACGGGAACAACUUUGCUCUGGAUGCUGCGGAGAUGCGCAGAAAGUGACCGGGAUCCUCAUCGCUUCUACAGUCAACAAGUUAUAAAACGCCAUGAAAGACGACUUUGGAGACGAGGAGGAAGUACAAUCUUUUGGAUACAAGAGGUUCGGGAUUCAGGAGGGCACCCAAUGCACCAAGUGUAAGAAUGACUGGGCACUGAAGACCUCCAUAGCUCUGCUCUAUGUGCUGUGUACUCUCCUCACCAUCGCUGUUGCUGUACUGGGAUAUAAGGUGGUGCAAAAAGUCGACAGUGUAUCUGAAGGUAUUGAAAACUAUGGAGGAAAGAUAAUUGCUGUUGAGACUGAUUUAAAAAAGCUUGAUGAUCAAACUGGGGAGAAAUCAGAGAAUACCACCACGGAGAUCCAGACGUUUAAGAACAACUUUUGGGCUCUUCAGAGGCGGCUGUCUGCGGUGGAGGAACACAUCCAGCGUGAUCAAGUGAAGCUGAGUCAGCUGCAGAAGAUUGGCUCUGACAUUCAGAGCAGCCAGAGCUCCGUUCAAGGACUGCUCAGCAGCAACACGGCUGCCUUGCGCUUUGUGAAUGGCACCCUGCAGUCUUACAACAGCAUCCUCGAAAGUUUACAGGAGGACAAAGACAGGCUUCAGAGGGAGCUCCAGCAGCAAGUCAAAGUGCAAAACCAGGCGCUGCUCAGCAUCAGCAACCUCAACCUCACUCAGGCCCAGCAGAGGGGCCUCACUGUAGCCUUGCAGCGCUCGGUUGAUGAAAAAAGCCAGGCAAUUGAGAAAAUGCGCAGUGAUUAUCACAGCUUGGAGCAGACUGCCAGACAGACACGCUCUGAUACUGAGUGGCUUCGCGGUAAAAUGGAAAACCUGCAGGUCAUGGCCAACAACGCCUCAACUCUAGCUAAAGCCAACAACGACAGCCUGGAGGAUGUGGGGGCACAGCUCACUUUCAUGACCAGUCAGAUCCAGAACACCAGCAGCCUGGCUGAGGCUCACGACCAGACGCUGAGGGAGAUCCUGGACCAGCAGAGGGACUUCAACAACCUCACGUCCACAAAGUUUGAUCGUCUGGAGGUGCGGCUGGACGAGUUGGAGCAAAGCAUGGACCGUGUGACGGGCAAUAUGAGCUUCACAACACAGCUUCUGGGUGCCAUAAACCUUAACCUGAAUGAUUUACGCACUUGUUCCGAAACUGUCGGUCGUCACUCAGACUUCCUGCUGAACCUCAACAGCAGCGUGACGGACGUAAGGACAGACGCAGCCAGUCUGAGGUCACAGCAGGAAGAACUGGCAGCACGAGUGGACAAGGAGGUCACCAGCCUCUCCAUUGUUAUGGAGGAGAUGAAGCUGGUGGACACCAAGCACUCACAACUAAUAACCAAUUUUACCAUUUUGCAAGGUCCACCUGGUCCCAGAGGACCACGAGGGGACAGAGGACUUCAAGGACCACCUGGUCUGAUAGGCCAAAAGGGAGGAAAAGGAGAAAAGGGAGCUCCAGGGAUAAGAGGACCCAGAGGAGAAUUAGGUAGUCCAGGACCACCGGGUCUUCCAGGGUUAAGGGGGCUCCCAGGUGUGCCUGGCAGCCCUGGGUCCAAAGGCUCCAGGGGGUCAGGUGGCAGAGCUGGACCUCCAGGAGGUAAAGGAGAACCAGGGUCUGCUGGUCUACCUGGAAGAGAUGGACAGCCUGGUCCGCAAGGGCUACAAGGCCCACCGGGCAUCCGUGGACCAAUUGGACCAGCUGGGGAGCAGGGACCAAGAGGACUGCCAGGACCAGUGGGGCCCCCAGGGCCUGUGGGACCACCGGGRCUACCAGGGAUCUCCGUACAUAGUCCAGUAGUGCCUUUUGGACCAGAGUCUCUGCAGGAUGAGACGGUUUCUCUUGCGCUGUGGGCCCCAGGGUGCCCUGUUGGGUGGGUGAACUAUAGACACAGAUGCUACCUUUUCUCCAAAGACCUGCUCAGUUUUGAUGAUGCACAGGCAGCAUGUGAAUCCAAAUCUGCAACGUUACUGAUCAUCACCGACAUGGAGGAAGAGGCGUGGCUGGAGAAGCAAAUGGUUGGAAAAGGCUACUUUUGGAUGGGUUUGACGGACAAAGAGGAGGAGAACGUGUGGCGCUGGGUGGAUGGGACCGAGCCUGCUUUCACAAAGUGGAAGCCUGGACAGCCAGAUAACUGGGGCCACUUCCAUGAAGCUGGAGAAGACUGCGCCGGUCUUAUCCAUCAAGCAUUAUGGAACGAUUUCUUCUGUGAAGAUCACAUUAGCUACAUCUGUGAGAAGGAAAUUGAGACCUCGGAAACAUAGCAGCGCGAUGAAUGGAAGUGAACAGUGAGCAGCUAUACUUCGUCUGUGUGGCACUGGUCGACUGACGCAGCACGUGGAUGGUCCAGAGCACAAAGGGAGAGUAUUGAGAUGAGCCCCGUGCUGCAGCAGCAAACGUUUUUGAUGCUGAAUCCUCCAAAGUGGUGAAACCAGUUCAUCAUUACCAGCAAGUGCAAUACAACAGGGCAUCCAAAGGAGGAAUGUUUUUUUAUUACCAAAUCACCAAUGGAUUUAUAUAUAUAUUUUUAUGGUUAUCCAAAACAAAUACUUUUUAAAAACUGUACUCUUUGUACGACUAAAUAUCUGAAUGUCUAUUUCACUAGGCAAGUUUUGUAGGGAAGUAUAAAUAAUAUGAAACCAAAUGAACUAAUUUGUAUGUUCCUGUCCUAUAGAGUAUAAAAGGUGCAAAAUGAUGCGCAACAAAACAUCUCGCUGA
Messenger RNA from Austrofundulus limnaeus, 2907 nucleotides. RefSeq names its product collectin-12. Lineage: Eukaryota; Metazoa; Chordata; Actinopteri; Cyprinodontiformes; Rivulidae. The record is from RefSeq and is a predicted model, not a curated record. The coding region runs from base 240 to 2453 and encodes 737 amino acids. The transcript has 10 exons.